Molecule: messenger RNA, 426 nt
Organism: Sceloporus undulatus (fence lizard)
Lineage: Eukaryota; Metazoa; Chordata; Lepidosauria; Squamata; Phrynosomatidae
Gene: NANOS3
Product: nanos C2HC-type zinc finger 3
Exons: 1
Coding region: 1-426 (141 amino acids)
Biological process (GO): oogenesis; negative regulation of translation
Cellular component (GO): perinuclear region of cytoplasm
Molecular function (GO): mRNA binding; zinc ion binding
Source: RefSeq, a predicted model, not a curated record
AUGGCUUUCCAGUUAUGGAAAGACUACUUCCAGUUGGCCAAAGUGGUGGAAGAGAUGCGCAACGGGGAGAUGAUGGGGAUGGAGAUGGAGGAGGACCAAAGGGGACCACAGCUGGCUGAAGCCAGGCGCCCAGAGGAGCAGCCAGCCAUCAUCUCCUGCUCCUUCUGCAGGCAGAACGGGGAGUCCAGCCACGUGUACACCUCUCACCGUCUGAAGGACGAGUCCGGGAGGGUCCAGUGCCCGAUCCUGAGGAACUACACCUGCCCCCAAUGCGGGGCUACUCAGGAGCAGGCCCACACUCGCCGCUUCUGCCCCCAGACCCAGCGGGGCUACGUCUCUGUCUACACCAGCAGCAUCCGGAACUCCGCUGGCAAGAAGAAGAAGAGCAAGAGCAGGAAGGUAGGGCAGCAGGGAUCUUGGGGAUGA